Messenger RNA from Myotis daubentonii (Daubenton's bat), 2573 nucleotides. RefSeq names its product beta-1,4-N-acetyl-galactosaminyltransferase 1 (gene B4GALNT1). Gene Ontology annotation, cellular component: Golgi membrane. Gene Ontology annotation, biological process: ganglioside biosynthetic process. The record is from RefSeq and is a predicted model, not a curated record. Gene Ontology annotation, molecular function: acetylgalactosaminyltransferase activity. Lineage: Eukaryota; Metazoa; Chordata; Mammalia; Chiroptera; Vespertilionidae.
GAGAAGGACCUCUGGGCUCGGGCUUCAGGCCCCCCGCAAUGUGCUCAGUUCCCACCAGAAGGCGCCCGCAUUCCCCUCGCGUCGCCGAAGCCUGCGCCGCAACGAGCCUGAAGCGGAGCCGCGCGGCGCCCUGAUCUGAAGCGCCGGGCGGCGGCCCGAGCCCUCCCAAGCCAGGGAGACAGGGGAGCCCUGGCUUUGUUCCCUGGCGCUGGUAUCUCCACUCCGUGUGGCGGUUUCUCAAGGCCGUCCGCCACCCUGGCAGGAAACGCCCAGAACCACCCCGGCACCGUAAUCUACAAAGCCCAGGGAGUCGGAGGCGGGAGGGCUCUGGCGCGCGGGGGAGGCAGGAGGAUCCUCCACGCGCUCAGGCUCACGCCCGGCUCUCCCAUCUGGCCGCCGCCAGCCUCAUGAGGACCCCCCGGCCGGGGCUGAGAGCCUGGCGCCGCCCGGAGCGAAAUCUUGCCGCGGCCUGAGAGCGUUAGACAGGAUGCGGCUGGGCCGCAGGGCCCUCUGUGUGCUUGCUCUGCUGCUCGUCGGCGCCUCGCUGGGGCUCCUGUACGCUAGGACCCGGGAUACCUCGGACCUGCGGAUACCUCUUUCGCUGUGGGCGCCCCUGCAGGGUCCCCCCAGGCCAGAGCUGCCAGACCUCGCCCCUGAGCCCCGCUAUGCCCACAUCCCCGUCAGGAUCAAGGAGCAAGUGGUGGGGCUGCUGUCUGUUAACAACUGCAGUUGUGAGUCCAGCACUGGGAGCCUUCACCUCCCCUUCCAGAGGCAGGUCCAAGCCACUGACUUCACCAAGGCCUUUGACCCUGAGGAGCUGAAGGCUGCCUCUGCCUCCAGGGAACAGGAGUUCCAGGCCUUCCUUUCAAGGAGCCAGUCUGCUGCUGACCAACUGCUCAUUGCCCCUGCCAACUGCCCCCUACAGUACCCCGUGCAGGGUGUGGAGGUACAGCCCCUCAGGAGCAUCUUGGUGCCAGGGCUGAGCCUGCAGGCUGCUUCUGGUCAGGAGGUAUACCAGGUGAACCUGACUGCCUCCUUGGGCACAUGGGACGUGGCAGGGGAAGUGACUGGAGUGACUCUCACAGGGGAGGGGCAGCCAAACCUCACCCUCACCAGCUCAGGACUGGACCAACUCAAUCGGCAGCUGCAACUGGUCACUUAUAGCAGCCGAAGCUACCAGGCAAACACAGCAGACACAGUCCGGUUCUCCACCGAGGGACAUGAAGUGGCCUUCACCAUUCACAUAAGACAUCUCCCCAACCCUCGGCUGUACCCGCCUGGGUCUCCACCACAGGGAGCCCAGUACAACAUUAGCGCGCUGGUCACCAUUGCCACCAAGACCUUCCUUCGUUAUAAUCGGCUGCGGGCACUCAUCGCCAGCAUCCGCCGCUUCUACCCGACCGUCACAGUGAUCAUCGCGGACGACAGCGACAAGCCGGAGAUCAUUAGCGGCCCCCACGUCGAGCACUAUCUCAUGCCUUUUGGCAAGGGCUGGUUCGCAGGCCGGAACCUGGCCGUGUCGCAAGUGACCACCAAGUACGUCCUGUGGGUGGACGACGAUUUUAUCUUCACGGCUCGGACGCAGCUGGAGAGGCUUGUGGACGUGCUGGAACGGACGCCGUUGGACCUGGUCGGGGGCGCUGUGCGCGAGAUCUCGGGCUUCGCCACCACCUACCGGCAGCUGUUGAGUGUGGAGCCGGGCGCGCCAGGCCGCGGGAACUGCCUCCGGCAAAAGCGUGGCUUUCACCACGAGCUCAUCGGCUUCCCGGGCUGCGUGGUCACCGACGGCGUGGUCAACUUCUUCCUGGCACGCACCGACAAAGUACGAGAGGUCGGCUUCGACCCGCGUCUCAACCGUGUGGCGCACCUGGAAUUCUUCCUGGAUGGACUUGGUUCCCUUCGGGUGGGCUCCUGCUCAGACGUCGUUGUGGAUCACGCAUCCAAAUUGAAGCUGCCUUGGACAUCAAGGGAUCCUGGGACAGAGACUUACGCCCGGUACCGUUACCCAGGAUCACUGGACGAAAGUCACAUGGCCAGACACCGCCUGCUCUUCUUCAAACACCAACUGCAGUGCAUGACUGCGGAGUGAUGGCCACUCAGGGCCUUUCAACCGACAGGCUGGGCCUGCCUUCUUGUCCCUGCCAGAAAUUUCUAGCAAACCCCACUACCCAGUGACCACUCCACUGACUGUCCCCAAUCCCCUUCAGAACCUGAUCCCAAAUAGGGGCUAGUCCUGGUGACACUCCUCCUUUCUGUGAGUGCCCAGGGGUGUGGUGGAGCCAUAACUCGUCCCACAGCCAGUGCCAAGUCCUCCCUCCACCCCUCUCAUGGAGGUGGGAAGUCACUGUCCAAGUGCCAAAGAGCCCAAAGGACUCUAAGAACCUAAAGUGGAAACACUCAUCUCCUGGUGACUGAGUGGGUGGGAAAGGCCCCAACAUGUAUCCCCAGGACUGCGCCGCCUCCCCCAUCUCUGGAUCCAGGACUGUGCACCGGCUGCAGCCGCACCCCCACCCCCAUGGAGAGACCUGGUGUCUGGAGCUGGGGUGAGGGCCGUGAACACACAGGUGAAAGCA